Molecule: messenger RNA, 372 nt
Organism: Aspergillus welwitschiae
Lineage: Eukaryota; Fungi; Ascomycota; Eurotiomycetes; Eurotiales; Aspergillaceae
Exons: 2
Coding region: 1-372 (123 amino acids)
Source: RefSeq, a predicted model, not a curated record
AUGUCGCUGCCAAAUGACGAAUCUAUCAUCAACAGCCUUUUCGAUGGUCUGAAACUGCGCAUCAAUAUUUGCAACUCCAGCUUCCACUUAAAAUCAAAAGUGCAUAAGUUUUACUUGUGGAACCAGGAAAGUCCUUGGAAAAAGGUCCAGGGCAAACCUACCGAUGAGGAUGUGCAGGAGUAUACGGCGUCUGACGGGGAUGGACUAAAAAGGAGAAGGAAGGGGCUGGCUGAGACAACAGAUGCGAUCGUGGACUGGAUGGACGAACAGGCUCUUACGCUAUCCACUCAUGCUCCUUCGUUCGGCAUGACGAUCUCUACAACAUAUAAAACCCAGUACGGUAGCAAGGGGUCCUCUCCUGUCGGUCAAUAA